GGGUUGACGGACAGACAAGCGGGAGCACUCUGCCGCUGCCAGUGUUGCUCCACGGAAGCUCGCACCAGCCGCAGUGGAAGGGUCGGCUGUGCAGACAUGAUGGUGCGUGAACAGUAUGUUACCACUUUGAAUGAUACUGCUGUCCCAGCAACAGAAACUGAACACGUCUACAGGAUCGGCAUCUACGGCUGGAGGAAACGAUGCUUGUAUCUGUUUGUCCUCCUUCUCAUCAUCAUCCUGGUUGUGAACUUUGGCCUCACGAUCUGGAUCUUGAGAGUGACGUGGUUUAAUACAGGAGGCAUGGGAUAUCUCCAGGUGUCUGCAGACGGACUGAGGCUGGAGGGCGAGUCCGAAUUCCUCUUUCCCCUGUACGCCCAGGACAUCCACUCCCGGGAAGACUCAGCUCUGGUCAUGCACUCCAGUGAUAAUGUGACUCUCAAUGCUCGCAAUGCCAAUGGUGAUGUAACAGGAAGUGUAUCUGUAGGUCCAGGACAAGCAAAGGCCUUUGGACAGCACUUCACCGUCAGCUCAAGCAGUGAUAGCGCUCUGUUUUAUGCUGAUUCCAAAGAAGCAAUUGUGGGGACAGGCAAGCUCAGAAUUACAGGUCCUGAAGGCGCACUAUUUGAACACUCUGUUGAAACCCCCCUGGUCAAAGGAGAGGCUCUCAAACAACUUAGGCUGGAGUCUCCGACCAGGUUCCUGACCAUGGAAGGUCCUAAGGGCGUUCUCAUCAAAGCAGCCGCAGGCGCGGAGGCCAAGUCGAGUCUGGAUGUUAUUUUACACUCAACCGAGGGGCUCCUGGUUUUAGAUGCGGAGACCGUUCGACUUCCUUUCUUACCGCUUGGAGAGGCUGGAACAUCAGCGGACUCUCAGGGAGUCUACAACAUGUUCGAGGUGUGCGUGUGCCCCAGCGGCAAGCUGUUUCUGUCCAGAGCCGGCGUGACCUCCACCUGCAGCGGGAGUCAAGAAUGCUGAAGUGUGCAUCACGCUCAAGGCAGCCACAUACAGGCUAGAAAGGAAAGGGGGACGGAUUCCCUUGAGAGGUUUUUUGUUGUUGUUGUUGUUGUUGUUGUUUUUAUUUCUCAGGUGGAUUGAAAAAGCACAAAUUUCACAUUUCAGUGAUUUUAGACAAAGAGAGUGAAAGCACACCGUUGUCAGGCGCUAAGGUUUUCACCGGGCUCCAUGCGCCGUGGUUUGUGUCCUGAGUACUUUAUGUACACGGAGUUAUUCACAGCCGGUUUGAAACACCACCGGUGUUUUGAGGUGGUUUGGGCGAUUUCAUAAUUUUCUUUUUCAUUACCUUUUAGAAAAUGAGGCUGGGCACGAAGGGGCUGGUUGACAGCGCACAUCCUAUGCAAUAUGAAUUAAAGGUGCAAUAAGCAAAAUUUGUGUAAACUUGUGUAGCUGAAAACUACUCAGCAGUAAAAGUCUUUUUUUAAUGCCAUCUCAAACAAGUCGGCUGACAGCUGUCUGUGUCGGUGGCACAAGCAGCAAACGAGCAGCCUGUUAAGUCAACGCUUGACAAAAGAAAUUACUGAACCAUGCAGCACUUGCAUUUUUAAUAGUGUACUGUGUUACUGAUGUUAUUCAACUGAUUUGCAAUACAUGGUGUGAAAAAUUCUUUUUAAGGCUAGACUGAAUGCAAUAUAUCUCCAUUGGCAUCAGUCUGCAGCUUCAACCUUUUUUCUAGUAUUUUUUAUUGCAAAAUUACAUGUAAAUUGACCAGGGUCAAGAUCAAAGGCAAUGACUUGAUAAACAUUCUGAAAUCAGUUUUGCUGUGGCUUUGUGAGAAGCUAGUUGGACUGCAUAUGAACAUCGGGUGCAGUGCUACAGGGCCUAGGAAACUCCAACCAGCCCACGUAUUUGUGGUUUUCUGAUUCACUUGACAAACUUUGAAAUCUUCCUCUGUGUUCAGUUAGGGAGUGUGAAGCUGCAUGUCCAGUAAUUGCGCUGCCUGAAAACUGAUGCAUGUUCAUUUAAAACAGCCCAAGGAUCUCAUUCCAGAAACACCCUGGUUAGUGUGGUUUUGUCAUGUACCAACUGUACCGAGAAUAAAAAGAUAUACCAUGUGAUGUUUGUAUAUGUUAAUAAAUAAGGUGUUUGUGGUCUUUA
Molecule: messenger RNA, 2112 nt
Organism: Electrophorus electricus (electric eel)
Lineage: Eukaryota; Metazoa; Chordata; Actinopteri; Gymnotiformes; Gymnotidae
Gene: sgcg
Product: sarcoglycan, gamma
Biological process (GO): cardiac muscle tissue development; heart contraction
Cellular component (GO): sarcolemma; sarcoglycan complex
Source: RefSeq, a predicted model, not a curated record